UCUAGCUGCUUCCCUAGAAACAUGUAUAGUUGACCAUGGCGGAAGCAUUAGCACCAGCAUCUUAUAGUCAUCAUGAUUUGGAUUUAAUACCACAGUUAACCUUCAGUUUUAUUGAAAAUUAUGUGAAAGAUAACAAAACAAGUUCUGGAGAAAAAUCGAUUGAUAAAGGUUUUAAAUACUAUAGUGAGAGCUACAUCCAGGAUCUCAAAGUUUCAAAAACAGAUAAUGGGUGUCGAUUGGAUGGAAAAUGUUACAGAUCCCAAAGGAAAAAUGAAAACCCACACCAGUUAAACGUAUCCUUCAAGAAUGACGAGAAUAUAGAGAUCACAAGCUCAUGGUGUUCGUGCCCUAUUGGUUUGACAGGUGUUUGUGGUCAUGUAGUGGGAGCACUCUACACAAUUGCCAAAUACAAAAAGUUGGGGUUAGGGCUUUACCUAAAGAUGUAGCCAAAACCUCUCAGCAACAAACCCAUCAUGUACCAAGGGGACCUCAAAUAAAGGGCCAAGCAGUUCAAGACCUGCAAGUUUCUGGCUAUUCCAAACGGGUAACAGAUGAAACAGCCACAGUUCCAGACAAAUGCAAAGUAUGAUGAAAAUCCAGUAUAGAA
This is a messenger RNA of Mya arenaria, 607 nucleotides long. RefSeq lists its product as uncharacterized. Lineage: Eukaryota; Metazoa; Mollusca; Bivalvia; Myida; Myidae. Bases 36 to 446 code for a protein of 136 amino acids. Gene Ontology annotation, molecular function: zinc ion binding. The transcript is spliced from 3 exons. The record is from RefSeq and is a predicted model, not a curated record.